AUGACUGAGACGCUGCCUGUAACGCAAAAUGACGAUUCAGAUAGUUGUCUGAGUAUCGUCACUUCUUUGACCUUACAAUACCAGCAAGAAAUAGUUCAGCAACUUUUGGGUGAAGAUGGACUACUGAUUCUCGGCCGAGGUCUUGGUCUAGGUAGAAUAGUGGCGAAUCUUCUUCAUCUUCUCAGUGCAUCAUCCAGUAAGACCGAUAAAAAGUCUCUCGUCUUUCUCAUCAAUGCAUCUGAGUUUGAGAACUUCAAAUUGGGUGAGGAUUUAAUGGAGUUGGCCUGGUUGGAAGAGGCUCAAGAAGCCACUCAGUCUGCUGCGACAACUUUUCAUGUUGUUGGUGGUGGUGAGACUACUACUGCUGAUAAAAGAAGGGCGGUAUACGCCGAAGGUGGCGUUAUUUCUGUGACAAAUAGGAUUCUUGUCACAGAUUUUCUUGCUGAAGUUGUUGAUACAGAUACAGUCACCGGAUUGGUGAUCUUGCAUGCCGAUAGAGUCCGUGAUUACUCGGCAGAUCGCUUUGUGGUAAACUUGUAUCGUCGCAAGAACAAGUGGGGGUUUAUUAAAGCUGUCUCUGAUGAUCCUGAGCGAUUCAGUAUUGGUUUCCAGCCAUUGACGACCAAAUUACGAUUUUUGAAACUUGAAAAGGCCAUGUUAUGGCCUCGUUUUCAUGUAGAUGUAACAAGUUCUUUAAGAACUAAGAGAAAAGAUACAACUAAUACUGUUACUGAGGUUCGUGUAAAGAUGUCCUCCUAUACAGAGAAAAUUCAGAAUGCUCUUUUGGCAUGUAUCGAGGCUCUCAUUGGCGAAUUGCGUCGAAAUAAUCCGGAGGUGGUAUCGGAAUAUUGGUCUAUGGACAACGCUUUGGACGAGAACUUUAUCCAGAGUAUUCGUAGUGGAUUGGAGUCUGUUUGGCAUCGUGUUUCCUACACUACUCGACAAAUUGUGUUUGAUCUUGGAACUUUAAAAACUUUGCUUGAGCACCUCUUGGACAGGGAUUGUGUGGAGUUUUAUCAAGAGUUGAACUCCAUAGUGGACGCUAACAAGCCCUCCAUUACGCGCAGCAGUAAGAAUUUAGCUACUUGGUUAAUGUUAGAUGAAUCCAUGGCUAUGAUAGCAUGUGCCAAGGCAAGGAUCUUUGAUAAAAUUAAAGAUUCAGAUUCGGAUGGUGAAGCUGAAGCAGAAGGAUCCACAUAUCUGCUUGAGGAGCAACCGAAAUGGGAACAGUUGUCACUGAUAUUGGCUGAUAUUGACAGUGACAAAAUGUCUCGUAAUUCUUCUGAGGAUGGUCCCACCCUUAUUAUGUGUUCUAGUUAUCAUACCUGUCAUCAGCUACGUCAAUAUUUGGCCAAUACCAAGGAGUUCAGGCUUCCCAGUGGUCAGAAGGUGUUCAGUGGUCGUAAAUUGAUGGUUCAUAGCCUUAGACAUUAUAUGGCAUUUGCUUAUGGCGCGGGAUCUAGUAGUUUGAAAAUGCAAAGAGGUUUAAAUGAAGUGGAAAAGACUAUGAAGGAUUCCACAAAUGACGAAGAGGACAAGCUUAACAUCUCUAAGACAUUUCUCAGGCAAAAGCAGUUUUCUUCAAAAAGAAGGAGAACUCGUGGGGGCUCCAUUAUAGCUGCCCACGAUCGGUUGUUGAAUAAAGACCUUGGAACUGAUUUGGGAGAGGGCGUAAAUGAAGCUAUGGUGCUGGAAUUGGAAUCAGAAGUUAAUAUGGAUGAUAACAGUGAUUCUUCGGAUAGUUCGGACGAAUCGUCUGUUUCCGAUAUGAUGAAUACUCUCGACUAUCGGUUUAUCGACCGAUCCGAUCAACUAAUCAUUGAGCAAUUCAAUUCGAAGUCCAAAGACUUGCUUCUUGAAGAGCUUAUGCCUUCCUAUAUUAUUCUCUAUGAGCCUAACCUCGGCUUUAUUCGUAAAGUUGAACUGUACCAAGCUCCUAGAAGAAUGCUUCAAAGGGCUAAUUGCUACUUCAUGUAUUAUGGGGGGUCUGUCGAGGAACAGAAGUAUCUCAAUGAUAUCAAGCAUGAGAAGGAUGCAUUUACUAAACUCAUAAGAGAAAAGGCCAACAUGCCUAAAGUAUUCUCUACUGAUGAGGAUGAAUUGGCUAAGUUUGCCCCAGAGGUUGAAACAAACACUAGAAUUGCCGGGGGUGGAACCCGUGCAAUUCCUAAGACUAAGGUUAUUGUGGAUAUGAGGGAAUUCAGGUCUCAUCUUCCCUUUCUCUGUUAUCUUUCUGGAUUGAAUGUUAUUCCUUGUUUGCUAACAGUGGGUGAUUAUAUUCUCUCUCCCAAAAUUUGUGUCGAAAGGAAGUCGGUGCCCGAUCUCAUUAGCUCGCUCAAAGGCGGUCGACUUUAUCAGCAAUGUGAACAGAUGUUCCGGCAUUACGAGAUUCCGGUACUUUUAAUUGAGUUCGAAGAGGGUAAGUCGUUUUCUCUGCAGCCCUUUACCACCUUUAAGAACGGUGUUCUUAUGCCUUCUACGAAUUCUGAGAAUAGCUACGUGCAACGAGACUUGCAACUAAAACUCAUGGUGCUUCUCACUUCGUAUCCGUCCCUAAAGAUCAUUUGGGCAAGCUCUCCUUUUGAGACUGCCAAAGUCUUCAAAGAGUUAAAGAUGAGUCAAAGUGAGCCGGAUGUCUCUGAUGCUAUAAAUGCUGGCCUCAAUCCUAUGUUCGAUAAGCAAGCAUUCUUCAACGAUGCUUCCAUCGAUCUUAUACAGAAUAUUCCUGGUAUUGACUCAGUCAACUAUCUGCUUGUAAUAGGUAAGGUCAGAAACUUGUACAGUUUGAGUCAGAUGUCCGUCGACAAUCUUGCCAAGAUCAUUGGCCAUGAGGCUGCCCGGAAAGUGGUAGCGUUUUUUACAAGAAAGGUGGAAAAUAGUAAGUAA
This is a messenger RNA of Brettanomyces nanus, 2886 nucleotides long. RefSeq lists its product as uncharacterized. NCBI's taxonomy places the organism in Eukaryota, Fungi, Ascomycota, Pichiomycetes, Pichiales, Pichiaceae. Gene Ontology annotation, molecular function: single-stranded DNA endonuclease activity; damaged DNA binding; single-stranded DNA binding. The transcript has a single exon. Gene Ontology annotation, cellular component: nucleotide-excision repair factor 1 complex. The record is from RefSeq and is a predicted model, not a curated record. Gene Ontology annotation, biological process: double-strand break repair via homologous recombination; resolution of meiotic recombination intermediates; double-strand break repair via single-strand annealing, removal of nonhomologous ends. The coding region runs from base 1 to 2886 and encodes 961 amino acids.